AUGGAGGCAGGGCCGUGGGGCGUGUGCGAGGAGAUGGCGAUCCUGCACGGCGGCUUCCUGCUGGCCGCCAAGCUGCUGCAGCCGCGGCCGCUGCGCGAGCUGCGCAAGGCCGACUGGCCCCUCGUGGGGCCGCCCAUCGCCGACGCGCUGCGCGAGAUCGGCGCCCGCCGCCCCGCGCCGCGGCCCGGCCUCUGGAAGCAGCAGGCCGUGGCGCUGGUGUGGGCCAAGGUGCUGCUGCCCGGCCCGCUGCCCGCCUCGCUGGAGCGCGGCUGGCGCGAGGACGCCUUCUUCUCGGCGGGCCGCAUGAUCCCCGACGUGAACCACACGGUGCUCUUCGAGCUGGCCAAGGCGCUGGACGCGCCGGCGCUCUUCGUGCGGCUGCUGCGGGCGCUGCCGCGCGAGCUGCGCCGCGGCGAGCUGCGGCGCCUCGUGGACUACGUGGCCAGCGAGACGUCGCCCGCCGACGUCGGCUUCCUGCUGGACGUGUGGUGGGAGGUGCUGAAGCACGAGGAGCAGCCGGAGGACGCCACGGCCGCCGCCUUCGGCGCCCUCAUCCGCCAGCACGGCGCCCGGCCCGGCCCGCACGACGGGCAGCAGCCGCCCAAGCGGUUCAAGAGCGCCGCGGCGGCGCCCAGCCUGCCCAUGGUGCUCGUGGAGGGGCUGGAGCGCACGCAGCGGAGCAUCGUGCUGCCCCGCGCCCGCUGCUACGCCCUGGCCAACCUGGCCGAGCUGCUGCGCGCGCCCGCGGGGCCGGAGCCGCCCGGCGCCGCCCUGCCCGUGGCCGAGUACCUGCACAAGGUCUGCUCCGUGGUCAGCCUCUGGAGCAGCGACGCCGGGAGCCGCUACCACCAGCGAGGCCUGGACGAGAAGGUGAGGGAAGCGGAGAGGAGCGUGAGCCUCGCGUCCGUGGCCCGGCUCGGYGACGAGGAGCUCUUCGCCGGCUUGCGCCUGCUCCGCGACCUGCUGCGCGCGUGGGGAGAGGAGCUGCAGGGCGCCCUGAACGGCUCCGAGCAGCUCUSCUACCAGAGCUACCGGCUCCUCGAGGCACUCAGUGCCCUGCGCAAGAGCCUGGCCGGCCUCGUGGACUCGAGCGACCUGAGCGAGGACGAGAAGCUCGUGGUGUCGGAGCUGGCGCAGGUCAUYGAGCGCUUUCUGGACAACAUCAGCGCCGGCCUGAAGAGCCGCGAUUCGGAUGCCAGCCUCRUCUCUUCGGUGGCCAUGAUGAUCAUCGAGCGGAAGCUGGACAGGCACAUGGAGAUGUGCUCCGUUUUCGCCUCCCAACACACGUGGGCCUCUUCGCAGGACUGGCUUGACUGCCUUGUGAAAAACAAAGUUCUCUUCCAGAAGCCGGAGCUCGUUCUGAAGUUGCUGGAGACCUUGGUGAACUGCACGGCGUCCUCCCAAGACCGAGAGGACCGAGAGCUGCAGAAGCAGGUGACCAAAACCGUCCUGGAGUGUUACACCGAGCUCUCGUUGACCGACAAGAACAAGGUGCUCUCUGGUGUGCUGGCUUCCUGGGGCGGUCCAGGUCUGUCCCUCAGCUUGCAAGUGGUCAUGGAGGGCUUCCAGGAGGACCUGAACGUGACGUUCAACCAGAUCACACAGAGCGUUUCCGAUCAAGGCCUGUCCAAGGCCGUGGCCUCGGUGGCCAAGCUCACUCUGCUGUACCCCGAGGCCACCGUGAAGAAGGUUUGUAACCUCGCCGUGGUCAACCUGGGAACGCACCAGUUCCUGGCCCAGAUCCUCUGCUCCUUCCCGGCGCUGGGCUUCCUGGAGACGCACGACGAUCCGGGCCGGCCGCGUAGCCUGGUGCUCAGGUGCCUGCACGAGGCUGUAUGGGGGAAGCUCUCCACUGAGCGGGARGAGGAGCAGUUUCUUGAGUUCUUGGCCUUCCUCAUGCAGCCAAGCUCAGCAGCCCCGCUGGUGUCCCCCGCAGAGGUGACCAGAACCUUUAUCCUUCCCUGCCUGAGGUCGGACUGCGCCCAGAUUGAGCUGAGCCUUCGGAUCCUCAGUAAGGUCCUGGCGAUGCAGUCCCCUGCAGAAGAGCACUGGAUCAGGUCCUGCUACCCGUUCCCGCUCGUCCUCAGCCUCUGCAAGCUCCUGGACGGCUACACGAGGUACUGGCACGUGCCCGGGGAGCAGCGCUCCCCCUCGCUGGACACCAAAGACCUGGUGGCAGACGCCCUCGCCCAGCUCUGCGAGGUGCUCAGGCCGGAGGUCGCCCCAUCCCCUGACGUGUGGGUCCAGUCGCUCGCUUGGCUCCACAGGAAGGUGGCAUCCCUGGACUGGACCGUCGGCGUCCGCCUGAAGCAGCUUUUUGGGGAGCACUUCAAGAACGAGGUCCCGGCGACGCUGUUUGAGGUGUGCAGGCUGCCCGAGGACGUGUGGGCGCCGCGGGCAUCGCCGGCCUACGGGCCGGGCAGCGGGCUGCUCGCGUGGCUCGAGUGCUGCUGCCUCUCCUCGGAGCUCGGCAGCACCAUGCUGGCGCUGCUCGCCGUCGACGUGGACAACCCCGAGGAGGUGAACCUCUUCAGCAAGGGCUUCCUGGUGGCGCUCGUCCAGGUGCUGCCCUGGUGCAGCCCCGGCGAGUGGAAGAGGCUGGUGCACGUGGCGCGGAGCCUGCUGCAGAGGCAGGUGCUGCACGUGCCCUACACGCUGGAGUACGUGCAGCACCUGCCCCUGCUCGACCUGCGCCCCUUCGCCCACUGCCUGCAGCUCUCCGUGCUCUUCCUGCGGGGCUUCCAGCUCCUGUGCAGCUCCAGCUGCUCCGCGUGGCUGCCCGCCGACGCCUGGCUCCACGUGGCCCAGCUCUACAGCGGCAGCGUCGCCGAGCUGCUCGCCUCGCUCCGGAGCCUCCCGGCGCGGCGCGACGAGGACGCGAGCGGCGCGCAGGAGCUGGCCUUCGUGUGCGUGCAGCUCUUCUGCCACGUGCUGCACGUGGCCGCCAUGGUGCCGGCGGGCGGCUGCCCCGCGCCGCUCGCCGCGCUCGCCCUGGCCGCGCUCGCGCAGUACGAGGCAGCCAGCGGCGCCGACGCCGGCCCCAGCCGCGCGCUGCGCCGAGCCAACGAGCGGCACUUCCUCGAGUGCGUCACGGACAACGUGGCCGACAAGGAGCUGCGCGGCGCCCUCCUGCRCAAGCUCGGCCAGCUGGGCGCCUAGCCCAUAACAAUAAACCCUAUCUUUUUUUUUGUUUU
Messenger RNA from Nothoprocta perdicaria, 3194 nucleotides. It is a transcript of the gene GEMIN4, whose product is annotated as gem nuclear organelle associated protein 4. The transcript has 2 exons. Bases 1 to 3159 code for a protein of 1052 amino acids. Lineage: Eukaryota; Metazoa; Chordata; Aves; Tinamiformes; Tinamidae. The record is from RefSeq and is a predicted model, not a curated record. Gene Ontology annotation, biological process: rRNA processing; spliceosomal snRNP assembly. Gene Ontology annotation, cellular component: SMN complex.